Messenger RNA from Caenorhabditis bovis, 1479 nucleotides. Lineage: Eukaryota; Metazoa; Nematoda; Chromadorea; Rhabditida; Rhabditidae. The record is from the annotation of a GenBank genome assembly.
AUGAAUCGAACAUUUUCUUUGCGUCGCAAAGUAAAAAAGACGGAAAUCUCAACUCCUAGUAAUUUUGAGCAUCGAAUUCACGCGGGAUAUGAUUCCAGAACGGGAAGCUAUACUGGAUUACCAAAGCAAUGGCAAGCACUUUUGGGACCGCCCAGGUCGAUUACAAGACCAAAACCAGUCGUCGACCCAUCGUGCAUUACACCAAUGGAUGUAGCUGAACUGAAAACAGUAAUUCGAGGUCCAGAGUCGAGGCUAAAUACACCCGUACAGGCGUCGUAUUCUCAACUUCCUAGUGUUGCCCGGAGUAAUAGUCUAAGGAUGGCUGCUUCACCUGUAGUAAAUAUUUCCCAGCGCCAACCAUCUCCUAUAUCUUAUCGUCCAUCUCCUGUUCCUGUCAAUCAGCGUGGUUAUCCAUUUAAUGAGCCCACUUAUUCACCCUUGCCAGUUCGAACAAGCAAAAACACCACCACCUUUGGUACACUUCCACCAACUCCAACUAGACCAAUCACCACCAUUGUUGCUCAUCAAAGACACCAACCAGCAAGACCGGCCGAAGGCGUUUCGUACGAAGAAUUUCGAAAUGCUUUACGCUUUGUCGUAGAUUCGUCUGAUCCAAGGCACGAUCUUAAAGAUUUCAAACAGAUUGGGGAAGGUUCCACUGGAAUUGUCGAAGCUGCUUAUAAGAUUUCAACACGCCAAAUUGUCGCUGUGAAAAAAAUGAACUUGAAAAAACAGCAGCGUCGUGAGCUUCUUUUCAAUGAAGUGUCAAUUCUUCGUGAAUAUCAUCACCCGAACAUUGUUCAACUAUUCUCUUCUCAUUUGGUCAACGACGAGUUAUGGGUUGUGAUGGAGUUUAUGGAGGCUGGUAGUCUAACAGAUAUUGUUACGGCGACGAGGAUGACCGAACCGCAGAUUGCCACGAUCUCGAAACAAGUUCUUGGAGCGUUGGAAUUCUUACAUUCGAGAAGAGUCAUUCAUAGAGACAUAAAAAGUGAUUCGAUAUUGUUGAAACGCGACGGAACAGUCAAAUUGUCGGAUUUCGGUUUUUGUGGCCAACUCUCUGAAGAAGUUCCGAAACGAAGGUCGCUGGUUGGAACACCGUAUUGGACUGCUGCUGAAGUGAUUGCUCGUGAGCCGUAUGAUACUCGCGCCGAUAUUUGGUCGUUCGGAAUAAUGCUUAUUGAAAUGGUCGAAGGCGAACCUCCUUACUUCAAUGAUCAACCAUUCCAAGCAAUGAAAAGGCUACGAGAUGAACAAGCGCCGAGGUUUAGUAGACAUGCAAAUGUAUCUUUUGAGCUUGCUGAUCUACUUUCACAUUGCGUCGUCAAAGACGUUUCGCACCGCUGGCCGGCUCGCGAUCUUCUCCGUCAUCCAUUCAUGGCUCGUGCUCAAAAUCCAUCGAUUAUCGCGCCACUUCUUCUUCAACUCGGACAUGUCACGACGCGACCCUCGACGGCCCAACACACUUUUAUUUCCUAA